AUGUCGACCUACACCCAAGGCCACAGCCCAGCCGUGGUGGCUUCGCACGCGGCACGCACGGUGGAAAACUCCGCCGCCUUCGUGCUCCCGCACCUGCGGCCGCACUUCACGGUGGUCGACCUGGGCUGCGGCCCCGGGACCAUCACGCGGGGAUUCUGCGCGCACGUGCCCGACGGGUCGGUGGUGGGGAUCGACGCGGCGGCCGCGGUGAUUGACCUCGCGCGCGCGGGCUCCUCCCCGGACGAAUACCCCAACCUGUCGUUCCGCGUGGGCGACAUCACGGCCCGGCUGCCCUGGGACGACGGGUCGGUCGACGUCGUCUACACCAGCCAGGUGCUGUACCACAUCCCGCACCCCGUGCGCGUGAUCCGCGAGGCCCGCCGGAUCCUCAAGCCCGGCGGCCUGCUGGCCAUGCGCGAGACCGACUCGCUGAUCUACCACCCGGCCAACCCGGGCACCGAGGCGUACCGGGCCACCAUGGCCAAGGCCGUCGCGCCGGGCGCCCAGGGCAUCGGGUCCGGCCGCCGCGUGCACCGCUGGGCCCAGGAGGCCGGGUUCGACCGGGCCACCAUGCAGGUGCGCGCCGGCGCCACGUGCCACCCGGCGCCCGACGAGUCGCGGUGGUGGGCGGGCGUCCAGGUCGGUCGGCUGCGCGGGGAGAUCGGCCACAAGUGGCUGCACGAGCUCCAGCUCGUCCAGAGCCAGGACGAGAUCGACGCCAUGGUCGCCGGCCUGACCGCCUGGGGGGACAGCCCGGAAGCCUGGUACGUCGCGCUCCAGGGGGAGGUCAUUUGCUGGAAAUGA
Fonsecaea erecta is the source of this 804-nucleotide messenger RNA. RefSeq lists its product as hypothetical. Gene Ontology annotation, molecular function: methyltransferase activity. Bases 1 to 804 code for a protein of 267 amino acids. NCBI's taxonomy places the organism in Eukaryota, Fungi, Ascomycota, Eurotiomycetes, Chaetothyriales, Herpotrichiellaceae. The transcript has a single exon. The record is from RefSeq and is a predicted model, not a curated record.